Moneuplotes crassus is the source of this 824-nucleotide messenger RNA. NCBI's taxonomy places the organism in Eukaryota, Ciliophora, Spirotrichea, Euplotida, Euplotidae. The record is from the annotation of a GenBank genome assembly.
UGGUGAUAUGAUAAUGCAAUGGAGGACAAGAAAGCAUGGGCUUUCUAAACCUCUGAAUGCCCUCCAGAUCGUAUCCUGGAUAGUGUUUACCACAAAUCUACUGUAUUUUUCCCUCUUUAUUGCACCAAUGUUUGGAUUAAUAGUAGGAAUACUGGUGGAGCUUACUUAUGUUUCAACAGGAUGUGUUGUGAUAAGAUAUGCACUAGCUGCCAUGUUAUAAUAAACCCUAUUGAUGACAUAGUCAUAAAAGAACGAAAAGCAAGGGAAGAUAAUGUAUCAUUCUGAAAAUCAGACUAUGAGUUCUUCUGAUCUAUUUGCGACUGACAUGUAAGUGAUCAGGCUAAGCAUUGUGGAAAAUGCAAUAAGUGCAUAAGUGGAUUUGAUCAUCAUUGAUAUUGGCUUAAUAACUGCAUUGGAGACAAAUAAUUACAAGAGCUUUAUCAAGGUUCUUGUUUCCUUCUUGCUACAAGAAACUAUCUUUGUGCUUGCUAUUAUCAUUGGAUGAACUGUCGAUGAUCAAUGGAACACAAAAGUUGAAAAGAUUGUAGGAGUGGAAGAGAAGGUAGUAAUGAUAAUAACGCAUUCAAUCAUGGGAUUGAUCAAUUUAAUCUGAUUGCUUGGAGGCAUGAAAUUGAUGCUUUUCCACAUAUAUAUUAAGUUCAAAGGGAUAUCGACCUUUCAAUAUAUUAAAUCAAACAAAGACAAAAAUUACAAAUCAAGGUUUAAAAUACGAAGAGAUAGUAUAGAAAGGAACGCGGAAGGUCCUUCUGAAGUAGAAAAAUCAAACGGAUAACAAAUUUUCAGAUUUAGUUUCAGUUCUAAUU